UGCGGAAGAAUGCAUUCCUUGCGUGCCUCUUUCGGGUUAGAGCAUGAUGUGGUACACGGCAGAUCUGUGCAGAGUUUGGCGUUGAGGGCUUCUCAUGGAUGCGGUGAGCGGUUGCGAGUUGGGAGGCUGGCAUGAGUUUGUUUGUCAUGGUCUUCGUGUGUGUGUGAUCUUGCAGCUGAAGUCUGAGGCGGCGGGCAUCGAGCACAGCCUGGACCAGCUGCUGCAACUGCAGUCAAAGGUGAGCAUGAAGAUACACGUGGUUGAGAAGCCCAUGUGCUCACACAGCUUGACUUCUGUGUGGUGUGUUUGGUGCAGGUUGGUGGCUGUCUGUCGCAGAUCAAGCAGCUGGAGCUGUCCAAUGACGGCCCUGCACAGGUCAGUCAGUCAGGGCUGUGUGGCCCGAUUGGUCGACUGACUUGUGGUCUUUUUUGUCUCUUCUCAACACUGCAGGCGUCUUGUCAUGAGUCGUUGCGCCUUCAGCUGUCGCUGCUGGCCGGCCACUGCACGGCCUCUGUCAACCAGCUGUCGUGCUUGGCACCCGCCCUCUCCAGUGCCGUAGAUGCGCUCACACCAGUAGGGGACGCACCGCCUACCAUCAGCCCGGCAGCCGCAGCAACCGAUGGGCAGACAGAGGUGCGCACGAAGAAUGGCCACAACGGACUGUGCAUAAGGGGGUUCGCCUUUUACCUUGCUGUGGUGUGAUGUCAGGUGGCUGCGGAGAGGCGUCCGUCAUAUCGUCUAGUGCAUAGGAGCGGCAAUGCACCACCACCCGACGAGGACCCGGUAAGAGCCACGCAUACAUCAGAUACACACAUACCCACUGAUGUCCUGUUGGUUGACAAUUCAGGCCCGCCUUCGUCUGUCCCGUGACGCACUCUCCAAUGUGUUCGGCCACCUGCAGCCUUCACUUGACGCGCCACCGCCGGCCCCUCGGCACGCCCCUCUUCCAUCAGUCGGCCGCCACCUACACCAAGCUGGUCAUCGACUGUAAGGGCGACAAGGCGCGGCGCAUGUGGGAGACCAUGCCGCUGGCCGUGGCGCAGAGAUGGGGCAAGAGGGCGACCAACGUGCGAGAGAUCAAGCGUCGCCAUCCCGCGGGCCGAGAGGGCUGGUGUCGCGGGACGUGGAUGGCCUUAGUGGAGGGACACGCCGUCGGCCGGGCGGCCAUCGCAGACAAGAAGCGACGGGAGAGGGAGGGCGGGGAGGGGACUGCUGCUGCCGCGGCAGAGCAAGAUGAUGACGGCAGCUGGUCGGCCGACGAGGGCACAUUGGAGGUGCUGUCAUUCGAGGCCGUCGAGCUCGACGACAUCAGUCGCCUCCCCCGCCCUCCCCCCUCAUCUGCCCUGCCCGCCGCCCGCUCCGCCCCCGUCCACCUGCCGGCACUCAAAACCGUCGACAACAUACCCGAUGAGUGCCUGGCUGCUCGCGUGGGGCGCCCGUGGCGGACACCUGCCAUCAAGACGCUCAUCACUCGAGUCCAUUUUGGUGCGUCCAAGGAGGCUGUGAAGGCGUGGCUAAACGGCUGCGAGGCCAUUGAGGUGCUCGACCCCGCCAUGUUGGGCGCCGACGAUGCGGUGGAUGUGCUGAGUGCGCUGCCCGCUGACGGGAAGUCGCUCGGGUCACUUCGCACUCUGCGAGGCGUCCGGGUUGGUCGGGGUGGCCCCGCUGACAUCGACCGACUGCGUGAGGUGCUGGUGGGGAGGGGCGCCAAGCGGUGGAUCAGCGAGCUCAAGAUCGACAUGCGUGGUGUUCGUUCGUACACAGACGAGGACUGGGAGAGACUGCAGAAGGCCGCACAGCUCGUGUAAGGACACAUGGGAAGGGGAAGGUCAGGUCUGCGUGACGCACACCGAUGUGGUCGUCUUUUCUGCAGUGAUGCCGUUGCGCAUCGUGAGGCGUUUUCGCAGCCGAUUGUCCGCGCAGCCACGGACGGUUUCUUUGACGUGGGACUCCUCUCCCGCAGCAGAACUGCUACCCCCACCGUCCAGACCCUCAUCAGUGAUUUCGCCAAGACGGCUGCUACCGUGUCGUACCGAGGAGAAGACGGGACCAUCCCUGCAGACGGCACAUUCCCCACCGCUAGCAAACUGCAGCUUGAAAGCGGUGCCCUCGACGAUGAGGCCAAGAAGGAGCGCGCAGUCGAGAUCGCCUCCAACAUGCCCAACCUGUCACACAUCCAGGCAGAAGACCCCUUUCACACACCUGCUGGUGAGGUGUGGACGUUCCUCGAGCGGCUGCAGACGGCGCUGGUCAGCAAGGGGAGAGAGAGAAGCUUGUCGGUGGAGAUGCGUCUGCCGGCAAGUGCAGUUGUGGAGCCCGUGCACACUGACCGGAGCCCGUGUCUGUGGGGGCGUCGCAGCAACGACAAGCUGCCGCCGGUCGAGGACGUGACGAUCACCGUGGAUGGUGAGGCGGGACGGGAGUGCGUGGGAGAACCACCACACAUGGCGCCCGUGUGUAUUGUCCGUGUUACUUCAUUGUAGGCGGUGUAGAGGAUGACGACUUGGAGCCCUUCUACCGGCGCGUGAUGGCCUCUGUGGCCUCAUUCAGCAACGAGCUCAAGGUGCGCCUCAAACCACCCACACAGACAGCUGCGGGGCGAUGUGUGUGUGCCCACUGUCCUGUUGCCCGAAUCAAUGACAGGGCCACAAGAAGACCGAAGUGUACUGAUGGAACGACGAGGAGGCUGCGGCCGACUUCGAGCGGCGUUUCCUGACUGAGCAGGUUGGCCUCAACUUCAGCGGUGGGCCGUACAAGUUCAGCUUCCAUCGCUUCUUUCGUUACGCGCUGGUUGUCGAGCGCCGCACGUAACCAUCCCUCAGGUGAAUGGCUUACCGUAGGUGAGGACGCCGAACGAUAAAUGGGGGCGUCACCAGCUAUCCCCCUCUGAUAUGUGUGUUGUCAGAUCUGACGGCGGCUGGGGGGGUGUGGGUGCUCGGGCGGAUGCUGCGUGAGGGAGCAGCUAAUAGCAUGAUGGACAGAUGGCGGAUAAACAGACAGACAGACAGGCAGCUCCCACCCACGGCUGCAAUGCCUGCUACACACUUUUAGACAGGCACCUUCUUGCUCGGCUCGGCUCGGUGCGUGUAUGUGUGUUUGUGUUGGUGACCUCCUUGUGGCUGGCUGGCUGCGGUUCAAUGUGUCCCAGAGAAGCGACGGAUCAGAAAGUGC
This is a messenger RNA of Vitrella brassicaformis, 3171 nucleotides long. The record is from the annotation of a GenBank genome assembly. Lineage: Eukaryota; Vitrellaceae.